AAUAUAAAUUUUUAUUGACUUUAUUUAAAUUCAAAACAUGAAAUCAUGUAUAGUGCCAAUUAUACAACUAAAUUAAUCAUUAUCCCUUAAAUAUUUCUACGUUAAACAACUUCAAACUUUGUGAUUCCAAGGAGGUCAAACGAGCAUAAACAUGAAAAUAAAGGAAAGCGGCCACCAUAGCUAUUAGCUUCCCUUUGCUUCAAAUAUUCCCUCGAGAUUCCCAAGGUCAGAGCCAGAGGCAGUAUAUAAACCUUCAUAGCCACCCUCCCUCAUGCACCACACCAUCCCUCAACUACAAAUUAAUUCUCUCUUCCAUUCUCUCAUCUCACUUCAGCUAGAUCAUCUGACUAGGGUAAAAAUGAGCAUGAGCAGACCAGGAGACUGGAACUGCAGGUCCUGCCAGCACCUCAACUUCCAGAGGAGGGAGUCGUGCCAGAGGUGCGGGGAGCCCAGAUCCGGCGGCGGCUCCGACUACGGCGGUUUCACCGGAGGCCGAGGAGGGAGCUCUUCCUUCGGUUUCGCGGGCCCUGACGUCAGGCCCGGUGACUGGUACUGCGCCGUCGCCAACUGUGGCGCCCACAAUUUCGCCAGCCGCUCCACCUGCUUCAAGUGCAACGCCUUCAAGGACGUAGACUCCUCCUCCUCCUACGACGCUGAGGGUUCUCGCACCAGAGGUUUUGGCUUUGGCGGCUUCGGCGGGGGCCGCUCUAGCUGGAAAUCCGGUGACUGGAUUUGCAGCAGGCCAGGAUGCAACGAACACAACUUCGCCAGCAGGACAGAAUGUUUCAGGUGCAAUGCCCCAAGGGACUCUGCCUCCAAGUCUUCCUUUUAAUUUCAUAUUCCUCCAUUCUCCAUUUUUGGCUAAGUACUGCUAUGGAUCCGAACGGGAGAAUGACCAAGAGAGACCAUUUGGUUUAAUGAUAUUUAGUUGCUUUUUAUGUGUUAAUUUCUUCAUCUUUUCUUGUUUUCUUUUUUUAUUUUUUUAUUUUCCAUCUUUGUUUUCUUCGUCAUCGAUCUUCUCUGCCGCUGCUGGUCGGUGAUCUAGCUUAAGAUGCAUGAUUCAUAAUUGAAGAUCUAUUCCAUGUUCAAGAAGUGAUCAUUAAUAGCUGAACCCUUCCAGCAUUUUGUGA
Malania oleifera is the source of this 1130-nucleotide messenger RNA. RefSeq names its product RNA-binding protein involved in heterochromatin assembly dri1-like. Gene Ontology annotation, molecular function: mRNA binding. The record is from RefSeq and is a predicted model, not a curated record. Lineage: Eukaryota; Viridiplantae; Streptophyta; Magnoliopsida; Santalales; Ximeniaceae. Gene Ontology annotation, cellular component: cytoplasm. The transcript has 4 exons. The coding region runs from base 272 to 832 and encodes 186 amino acids.